UUUGUAAACUACAUCCGCAAUAAUACUCAAUUCUAAAAUGUUUGUUGUUGGGAAUGUCUUGGUCGUCUUGGCGGUUCGAGGAAGUAGAAGAUGAGAAAUGAUGGUUGACUCAUACCUCCAAGUCCUCAACCGAAAUGUACAUUUUUGUAACACAUUUCUAUAUCCUGCACUUGGUCAAGAAAAGAAAGUUCCUGGAACAAAUCAAAGCAAAGUUUACUCUUCACCUUCCCUGUAUAAAGGUAGACCCUCUUCCCAGAGACAUUUUGAUUCAAUUCGAUCGUCGAGGUCAGAUUACUUGGAGCAUAUUCGGCUAAACCGCCGUAGAGAGUUGAUUAAGAUGGAUACUAGUAAGAUAUUUCAAGGCGAGUCUGACAACUACGAUGGCGUUACCGUAACCAUCACGGAAGCAAUGGAUGCUGCUGAUUUCACUGAAAAGCUUAGGGCUUCGCUUUCGCAUUGGAGACAAGAGGGGAAGAGGGGGAUUUGGAUCAAUCUACCUAUUCUAUUUGCUAAUCUUGUAGAGGCUGCAGUUAGUGAAGGGUUUAGAUAUCACCACGCGGAGCCUGAUUACUUAAUGCUUGUGUCUUGGAUCGCAAACACCCCUGAUACAAUCCCAGCCAAUGCUUCUCACGUUGUAGGUGUUGGUGCUUUGGUCCUCAACAAAAAUACUGGAGAGGUCCUCGUUGUCCAGGAAAAGAGUGGUUAUUUUAGAAAUAAAAAUGUGUGGAAGCUCCCUACUGGUGUCGUCAACGAGGGUGAGGAUAUUUGCCAUGGAGUAGCUAGGGAAGUGGAAGAAGAAACUGGUAUUGUUGCAGAUUUUGUGGAAGUGUUGUCUUUCAGGCAAAGCCACAAAGCAUUCUUGAACAAGAAAUCGGAUCUGUUUUUCCUGUGUGCCUUAACUCCACGCUCCUACGAAAUCAUUGAACAAAAAUCUGAGAUCUUGGAAGCUAAGUGGAUGCCGAUAAAAGAAUACGUAGACCAGCCAUGGAACCAGAACAAGGAGAUGUUCAAGUACAUGGCUAACAUCUGCCAGAAGAAGUGCGAGGAAGACUACGUGGGAUUCUCCACUGUGGAAAGUACCACAGGAACUGGUAAGAAGAGAUUUGUUUACUGCAAUGCUGAUCAUGCCAUGAGCCUUAAUGCAGCGCGUGAUCAAGCCUCCUCUUCUCAUUGAUAACAUUCUCAUCCCGAUUUUGUGUCGGAUGAGACAAUGCAUCCUCUGUCAAUUGUCUUUGUCUUUGUAAUUUGUUUUCAGUUAUUGUUCUCCAAAACAUUGAAGUCUUAACCGGUUUUUAAAUUCUCAGA
Raphanus sativus (radish) is the source of this 1305-nucleotide messenger RNA. Its product is annotated as nudix hydrolase 7. Gene Ontology annotation, molecular function: NADH pyrophosphatase activity; NAD binding; ADP-ribose diphosphatase activity. NCBI's taxonomy places the organism in Eukaryota, Viridiplantae, Streptophyta, Magnoliopsida, Brassicales, Brassicaceae. Bases 98 to 1174 code for a protein of 358 amino acids. The transcript is spliced from 8 exons. The record is from RefSeq and is a predicted model, not a curated record.